This is a messenger RNA of Penicillium samsonianum, 1307 nucleotides long. RefSeq lists its product as uncharacterized. The transcript has 5 exons. NCBI's taxonomy places the organism in Eukaryota, Fungi, Ascomycota, Eurotiomycetes, Eurotiales, Aspergillaceae. Gene Ontology annotation, biological process: mycotoxin biosynthetic process. The record is from RefSeq and is a predicted model, not a curated record. The coding region runs from base 245 to 1147 and encodes 300 amino acids.
CGAAGCUAGAGGUUGGCUAGCGCGAGCAUCUUGAGCGUCGCAGCAAUCGAAGAUGGCUAUGAUUAGCACCAAACAGCGGGGUUUGGAUAUUAGAUGCCCAAAUCCUAUUGAUAUUCCAAGGUUGUUGUGAGCCUUCACUGAAGCAAAGAUUGAACCGUCCAUUCCGAAAAGUAUCAUUGUUACCCUGAUUCCCACCUAUGAUUCUUACAUCGCCCGGAAGCAUAUUCAGACUACCGACGACCUAAUGCCACUCAAAACAUUAUUUUCCAUGCUAUGGGACGAAUCAUCCUAUCUAGUCUACACUCAUAUCGAGUCUGAAGUGAUUGAUCAAGAGGGUUUCGAUUGCGAGCAUAAAUCCACCGAGCAGUCAAGAGUCCAGAGAGUCCGAACGCAUAAGAUUCUGACAUGGGCUAUGCCCAUCUUCUUUACAUCUUGUGUGGCCGCCUUGUCGGUAGCGUCUUUCUAUAUCGGGCGACGUAGUGUUAUAUAUGAAGCCCAAACCUAUCGCACAAAAUCGGAUUUCAUCUUCGGCGAUGGUUUGCCCAUCAAGAAAGUUCGAUGGAUCAAUGACCACCGAUUCAUGGAGACAGACCCAAUGGCCGGUCGUUUUUGGUCCAACAAGGAGGGUAAAUGGACUGUUUGGGAUCAGGUUCAUCGAGGAUCCUGGAUUCAAAUCGCCCCAUCCGAAAAGCAUGAAAUCUUCGGAGGUCUUCCCUUGAAUCUAUACUCAGCCAAUGGGUCCUGGCCAAAUGGCAAAGAAGGAUACGUUCCAACAGUCCUUCACCAACUUCAUUGUGUGUACCAGGGUAUGUUGAACCACUUCAAGCUAGAGUUACUCCAUGGCAAUAUGCUAGACGCGAAUAAGUUAGAGCACAUGGGUCAUUGUAUCGAGUAUCUUCGCCAGUCGGUGAUGUGCUAUGGAGACACGGCACUCGAGAAACCUGCCGACCAUUCCAACUUUGUCCAUGUGACAACUGAAGAGACAGAACACAUAUGUCGGGACUGGUCUUAUUUGUCACAGCACUUCUGGGAUUCUUCGAUCGAUUUUAUCUGGGGCACUGAGCGACCGAUGACGGUGUUUGAGAACUUGGAUGCGGCCAUGGGAGACCCAGCCCGUAAAAUUCUGGACACCCAGAAAAAAGAAUGAUGUCAGACUGCGAUAUGGCACUUCUAGGCGCUAAGCAAGAACCGAGGUCUUUGUUAUUGUCUGGUGGUAAAACAUGUUGUCUUAUUUCCCACAGAUGACUUCAUAUUUCUGCUGCCGGCAGGAUCUGUUUACCUGAGCACACUAGAUGCAGUAGGCAGCU